Messenger RNA from Antechinus flavipes (yellow-footed antechinus), 3641 nucleotides. RefSeq names its product DNA topoisomerase I mitochondrial (gene TOP1MT). The record is from RefSeq and is a predicted model, not a curated record. Bases 147 to 3575 code for a protein of 1142 amino acids. The transcript is spliced from 21 exons. Gene Ontology annotation, molecular function: DNA topoisomerase type I (single strand cut, ATP-independent) activity; DNA binding. Lineage: Eukaryota; Metazoa; Chordata; Mammalia; Dasyuromorphia; Dasyuridae. Gene Ontology annotation, biological process: DNA topological change; DNA replication. Gene Ontology annotation, cellular component: mitochondrial nucleoid; chromosome.
GAGGCGGGAUCGUUGUCGGCGCCAUUGUCGUCCUUUCAGUCGUGGGUGUGGGUGACCCAGGGCGCCGCUUUCCUCACUUCAGACCUGGGCCACGGUGGACCGGUUGUGAAUAAUUAAGGGUAAAGAAGAAACAAGUUGUAAAAAUCAUGGAAGACUAUAAAAACCCCGAUUUGAAAGAGGCUUCAGUAAAUCACAAGGAUUUUUGCAUAAGAAAAAGAGGGAAUCCUCAGGAGAUGGAGCUAGAGAACCCAAAAAAACCAAGAAUGAAGGAGCCUAACACAGAGAAUCAGGAACUAUGGGGGGAGGACCAACAAUACUUGUUGAAAGAAGGAAAGAAAUUCUCUAGGUCCAGAGAGAAGCCAAUACAAGAACAUGCCAUUACUAGAAAUUCUCUGAACCAGAAAGAAGUACUCGAAGAAAAGAGUGCUGGUCAAGACAUUGCAAACGAGGGAUUUUGGCAGACCCCUUCUUUUGUGGUUGGCAAGGUCCCUGUCAGGAAGGAUAAUGAAUCUGUAAUAUUCAAAACUACACCGAUGGAACAAACAUUCCCUUUGAGGUCAGAACAGAUAACUCUGGAGGUGAAGCCUGGAAAUAACGAAAAGCUGUCCAAGAAAAAAGGUGACAAAAUUACAAAACUACAAGAAGUUCAUGAAAGCAAGCCAGAAACUCCUGGUUGUGGAAAUCAAGGAAUCUGUGAAGAUGGGAAGCGUUCAGCAAAUAAAGAAGAUCCCUUAAGUAAAGUCACCAUUGGGGGGAAAAAGGGAACGAGGAAGUUUGUAAGCAUUAUAGAUUGGAGCACCAUGGAAGAAUCAAACAACAAAACAAUAGUUAGCAACCGGACAAAAGAUGUAAUUGGCAAAAAUAAGCAGGAAGUUCUUAAAGAAAAGGACUCAAAGAAAAGACAAGAAAAACAUCAUAAACAAAAACAUACUGAGUCUCAAAAGGCAGGGAAGUCAUUAAAGGAGAGUGGUAGUGAGCACAAGAAAACAAAAGAGAAGAUAGGAAGAAUUGAAAUGAUUGAGAGGAACCAUGGUGACACCCAAGAUGUCUUGAAAGAAAAGGCUGAAAAGGAAAACAACAAUACAAAAGAGAAUAUAAAAGAAUCUGAAAAAAAAGAAAAUGCAGAUAAAGUAGAAUAUGAUUGUAUCAACAGAAUGGGAGGAGAUCAUGAGAAAUGGCUGGAGAGCAAAAAAGAUGAUAACAAAAUGGUUCCUGUGGAAAUGGGCACUGAAAAGAAAAAUCAGACAAUAAAAACCCCCAAAGGACAAAAGUCAUUUGAAGGGAAACAUAUACAAAAUAAUGAAAAUAAAGGGGAAAAAGAACUGAGGGUUGAAAAAAUUAAAGAAGAAAAUGAAGUUGAAAAACAAGAUGGCACCAUGAAAGCAAAAGAGAGGAAGCUACAGGAGAACAAAACUAAAUCAGAAACAGUGGUUUAUAAAAAAGAAAAGAAAAGGAAGAAAAGCAAGGAAGAAGAAGAAGGCGUACACAAGUUAAAAGAAAGAAAGAUAGAAUAUUGGGGCCUAACAGAAGAAGGACAAAGAGAGAAAAAAAGAGAGAUAAAAACUGAAAGAGAGGAAAGUGGACAGACUCAGGAAGAAAAGCCGAGAGGCAGCCAUGAAGGAGGGAAAAAAAAGAAAAGACAGGAAAAAUCAAGAGAGAAGAAUGAAGCCAUACAAGAAAAGGAUCUAAAAGACAAGAAAGAAGCAAAAAAUCAAUUCCUGGUAAAGAAAAGUGGAGCAAAAGAUAAAGUGAAAAAGGAAAAGCUGUUAGUUAAUGAAGAAUGUUCCAAGAAAAAGGAAAAGAAAAAAGAUAAAGAAAUGAAGAAAAUCCCUAAGGAGGAAAAUGAAAAAGGAAAAAAGAAAAGACAGGAGGAAGAAAAUAAAUGGAAAUGGUGGCAAGAGGAAAAAAGUGAAGAUGGUGUGAAAUGGAAACAAUUAGAACAUAAAGGGCCAUACUUUGCACCUUUAUAUGAACCACUUCCAGAUGAAGUUCACUUCUAUUAUGAUGGAAAAGCUAUGAAGUUGAGUUUAGCAACUGAAGAGAUUGCUACCUUUUAUGGGAAAAUGUUGGAUCAUGAAUAUACAACUAAAGAAGUUUUUCAAAAUAACUUCUUCAAUGACUGGCGGAAGGAAAUGACUGUGGAAGAGAAAAAGAUAAUCAAGCACCUGAACAAGUGUGACUUCACGGAGAUCCACAAGUACUUUGUUGAUAAGAAUGAAGCCAGAAAAGCUUUGCCCAAAGAGGAGAAACAGAAGCUAAAAGAAGAGGCAGAAAGACUUCAGGAAGCGUUUGGCUACUGUAUAUUAGAUGGCCACAGAGAGAAAAUAGGCAAUUUCAAGACUGAGCCACCUGGGUUGUUUCGUGGUCGUGGGGACCAUCCUAAAAUGGGGAUGUUGAAGAAAAGAAUAAUGCCAGAAGAUGUAAUCAUAAACUGCAGCAGGGAUUCUAAAAUACCAGAGCCACCUCCAGGUCACAAGUGGAAAGAAGUGCGUUUUGACAACACAGUCACUUGGCUGGCAUCCUGGACUGAGAAUAUCCAGAAUUCCAUUAAGUACAUCAUGUUGAAUCCCAGUUCAAAGCUUAAGGGUGAGAAGGACUGGCAGAAAUAUGAAGUUGCUCGACGUCUGAAGGAGGUAGUAGACAAAAUCCGUUUUCAGUACCGUUUUGACUGGAAAUCAAGGGAAAUGAAAAAACGGCAAAGAGCUGUAGCCCUUUAUUUCAUUGAUAAACUGGCCCUGAGAGCUGGUAAUGAGAAAGAAGAAGGAGAAACAGCAGACACUGUUGGCUGCUGUUCUCUUCGUGUGGAACACAUACAGUUACACCGUGAGUUGGAUGGGCAAGAACAUAUUGUUGAAUUUGACUUUCUGGGAAAGGAUUCCAUCCGGUACUAUAACAAAGUACCUGUUGAAAAGCCAGUAUUUAAGAAUUUGCAGCUUUUCAUGGAGAACAAGGACCCGGGGGAUGAGCUGUUUGACAGACUUACUACAUCAACCCUGAACAAGCAUCUUCAGGACCUAAUGGAUGGAUUGACCGCCAAGGUGUUCAGGACUUAUAAUGCAUCCAUCACACUGCAGGAACAACUGAAAGUACUGACCAAUGCUGAAGACAAUGUAGCAGCUAAAAUUUUGUCCUACAACCGAGCAAACCGCGCAGUAGCUAUUUUAUGUAAUCAUCAGCGAGCAACUCCUAAGACUUUUGAGAAGUCCAUGCAAAAUCUCCAGACUAAGAUUGAUGCUAAAAAGGAGCAGCUAGCCAUGGCGAAGCAGGAGCUGAAGAGAGCCAAGGCUGAUGCCAAAGUGAGAAAGAGCAUCAAGUCCAAGAGUAAUGUAGACAAGAAGAAAAAACUGCUGGCCAAGUUAGAAGAGCAGCUUAUGAGGCUGUGCACCCAAGCCACAGACAAAGAGGAAAACAAGCAGGUCGCCCUGGGCACAUCCAAACUCAACUACUUAGACCCCAGGAUCAGCAUCGCCUGGUGUAAGAAGUUUGGAGUGCCAGUGGAGAAGAUUUAUAAUAAAACACAGAGGGAGAAGUUUGCCUGGGCAAUCGAUAUGGCAGAUGAAGAGUUUGAGUUCUAAACUAGUAUUUCUGUAUCUAUUUUUGAAUCGUUGAGGUUUUCGAUUAUUAAACAACAUUGGGAGGAA